This is a messenger RNA of Musca vetustissima, 517 nucleotides long. Its product is annotated as lysozyme-like. Gene Ontology annotation, molecular function: lysozyme activity. Lineage: Eukaryota; Metazoa; Arthropoda; Insecta; Diptera; Muscidae. The transcript has 3 exons. The record is from RefSeq and is a predicted model, not a curated record. Bases 13 to 477 code for a protein of 154 amino acids.
CAAUAGAACAAAAUGUCCAAUAAAAGUUUUUAUGCCUUGACUGUGGCCAUUGUUGUGUGUUUGGCAAUGUUUGCAAUAACUCUUGCCCAAGAGAAACCUGUGACAGAUAUUUGCUUGGGUUGCAUCUGUGAAGCCUCAUCGGGUUGUAAUCAAACCAAUUAUUGUGCCGGUGGUGUGUGUGGUUUGUUCCGUAUCACCUGGGCCUAUUGGGCUGAUGGUGGUAAACUUACCAUUAAUGGUGAACCUGCUGAAUCGGAAACUGCCUAUGCCAAUUGUGUAAAUGAUCCUUAUUGUGCUGCCAAUACCAUUCAAAAUUAUAUGCUUAAAUAUGGUCAAGAUUGCAACAAGGAUGGCGUUGUCAACUGUUUCGAUUAUGCUGCCAUUCACAAAUUGGGAGGUUAUGGCUGUGGCGGUGAUUUACCCCACAAAUACGCCACUGAUUUGGAACUUUGUUUGAAAUCGUAUGGUGCUAAUUAAAAGUGAUAAUUAGAAUUAAAUGAGCAAACUUCGCCAUUCA